Lasiosphaeria miniovina is the source of this 555-nucleotide messenger RNA. RefSeq lists its product as uncharacterized. The record is from RefSeq and is a predicted model, not a curated record. Lineage: Eukaryota; Fungi; Ascomycota; Sordariomycetes; Sordariales; Lasiosphaeriaceae. Bases 1 to 555 code for a protein of 184 amino acids. The transcript has a single exon.
AUGAGCGGUCCCGGUUCCUCAGCAAGUAGUAUCAAAUCAUCGUCGGGCUCGGAUUCGGAAAAAUCCUCUGGGAAAUCUAGUGAUAAAUCAGAUUCUCUUGGAGGAAAUCCCACCCAGGUAUACACCGCCACUUCGGCUGGUUCCACCGAACACGAGCUGCCUUACUUUGGUCAGAUGGUUGCUCCAGUUGGCCAGAUAUAUAUUGGCAACCACACAUCUGAAUACUGGCUUGUGAUUGAGGAGCACCGUAGACUCGGAUUGGUAUGGCUCAAGGAUGCGGGAGAAGACAACGCUUCGCUUGAAGAGCUCGUUUUUGACUUGGGGGAGAAGAACAUCACCAUGGUUGGCCUACUGGGCCCAAACCUAGAGGCUAUUUACAAGUGGGUACAUGUGGACAACUGCAAAACGAUGGAAUGGACGCAGUUCUUCGACGCCUUUUCCAAGGGACUCAAAAACAGAAAAGUUCACUUUCACGAGGUUUUCAUCGAUGAAGUCGGGAAAAUCAAGACCAGGGCCAAAGAGAACCACGAUUCGAAAAGGGCGCUGCCGGCCUAA